Drosophila hydei is the source of this 4157-nucleotide messenger RNA. RefSeq names its product protein phosphatase Slingshot (gene ssh). Gene Ontology annotation, molecular function: actin binding; protein tyrosine/serine/threonine phosphatase activity. Gene Ontology annotation, biological process: actin cytoskeleton organization; negative regulation of actin filament polymerization; protein dephosphorylation. Gene Ontology annotation, cellular component: cytoplasm. Bases 425 to 4084 code for a protein of 1219 amino acids. The record is from RefSeq and is a predicted model, not a curated record. NCBI's taxonomy places the organism in Eukaryota, Metazoa, Arthropoda, Insecta, Diptera, Drosophilidae. The transcript is spliced from 8 exons.
UAUAAAAUUAAAUAUGGCGUCGUCGUGCUAAACUGCCUUUGGCUCUGGCUCUUUGAAAACUUUUUUGUAAUAACAUUUAUCAUAUUUAUUCGUAUACGUUGUGCAGUAUCAAUAAUUUAAACGGGCGUGUGCUGUUUUUACAAUUUGGUGCAACGCGCCAACAUAAUCUUAAUGUUUUAAGUUAGAGAAGACAAAGUGCCGAGUGCAAAAACAACGGAUAGAGGAAACGACGUCGACAAAAUGAAAAUGCAUUUGUGAAUUUUCGCCCCAACACUUGACUCAACAUACAGACAUUGACACACACGCACAUUAGACCAACGAACCUCAGCAAAGGAUAGGAAAAGGAAAAAGCCAGCAUAAGCCACAACGGAGGCCUUGGAUACGAACUCGUUGCAGAAGAAACAAACGACUUAAACAGAACUUAAUGGCUCUAGUGACAGUGCAGCGUUCACCAAGUGUGGCGGGCUCAUGCUCGAAUUCGGAUGGCGAGGCUGAAGACGAAGAGGGUAAUAACAAAAGCGAGAGGAGCGAAUGCUAUUUUGCGGGCAAAGGUACCGCGCUGGUGUUAGCACUCAAAGACAUACCCCAGCAUGCAGAGCGACGUCUCAGCACCGACUCAACACGCUCCAGCAAUAGUACGCAAAGCAAUAACUCGGACAUACAGCUGCAUUUACAAUCCAUGUUUUAUUUACUACAGCGUGAAGACACAUUGAAAAUGGCUGUCAAACUGGAGUCGCAGCGUUCGAAUCGUACACGCUACCUUGUGAUCGCCUCGCGCAGCUGUUGUCGCUCGGCGGCUAGCAGUGAGCGACGCUCUAAAAUCAUGCGUCACAAUUCUGUAAAGUCAACGACAGCACCGCCUGGAACACCUGUUGCGCAACGCCAGCUAUCUGUGGAUAGCCACAAAGCGCAGCAACUUGUUCAAGAUGAAACGGCAAGGCGUCUAUCAGGUAACGCCGCCAAUCGUCAAAGCCUAAAAUGUGAUGUGGAUGGUCGGGAAACGGCAAAUGCUGGUGGCGCCGGCGACAGCAACAAGAAUACCUCAGGCAUGGAGGAAUCCUGUCUGCUGGGCAUUGAUUGCAACGAGCGCACGACCAUCGGCCUAGUCGUGCCCAUACUCGCGGAUACCACCAUUCACCUGGAUGGCGACGGAGGAUUUAGCGUCGCCGUCUACGAGAAGACCCACAUAUUUAAGCCCGUAUCGGUGCAAGCUAUGUGGUCGGCGCUGCAAACGCUGCACAAAGUAUCUCGAAAGGCUCGUGAAAACAAUUUCUAUCCAAGCGGACCAUCACACGAUUGGUUAUCCAUCUACGAAAGUCGCAUUGAGUCAGAUCAGUCGUGUUUAAAUGAAUGGAAUGCCAUGGAUGCGCUCGAGAGUCGCCGCCCGCCCUCACCAGAUGCCAUAAGAAACAAACCAACCGCCAAGGAGGAAACUGAAAGUGUCAUUAAAAUGAAGCUCAAAGCAAUCAUGAUGUCUGUGGAUUUGGACGAAGUAACCUCCAAGUAUAUACGCGGCCGCCUUGAAGAUUUAUUAGAUAUGGAUCUAGGCGAAUACAAAUCGUUUAUCGAUGCUGAAAUGUUGCGUAUAUUGGGCCAAAUGGAUGCGCCAACAGAAAUAUUUGACCAUGUCUAUUUAGGCUCGGAAUGGAAUGCAAGUAAUUUGGAGGAGCUGCAAAAGAAUGGUGUCCGACACAUUUUGAAUGUGACGCGGGAAAUUGAUAACUUCUUUCCGGGCACUUUUGAGUACUUCAAUGUGCGUGUUUACGAUGAUGAGAAGACGAAUCUGCUCAAAUACUGGGAUGACACAUUUCGGUAUAUCACGCGCGCCAAGGCCGAAGGCUCGAAGGUGCUGGUGCACUGUAAAAUGGGUGUAAGUCGAUCUGCUUCUGUAGUCAUUGCGUAUGCGAUGAAGGCAUACAAAUGGGAGUUCCACCGUGCCUUGGAGCAUGUGAAGAUGCGUCGCAGCUGCAUUAAACCGAACAAGAAUUUUCUUAAUCAGCUAGAAACGUAUAGUGGCAUGCUGGAUGCUAUGAAGAACAAGGAAAAGCUACAGCGUAGCAAAAGUGAGACCAACUUAAAGAGCACAAAGGAUGCACGCCUUCUGCCGGGCAGUGAGCCAACGCCAUUGAUACAGGCGCUCAAUCAGGCCAAGUCGAAGUCCUCCGGAGAGUCGGGCAAUGAACAACAGGGAAGCGGCGAUCAUGGUCCGUAUCGUCGCAGCAGCGCACAAAAGCAGCGUCGCAUGAUGCGUCGUUCGAGUAGCACAUCACCAAAAACACAAUGUGCCGUAGAAGUGAUAAAGCAGCAGAGCCAAUCUAUGGAGAAUUUAACGCCAGAGCGUAGCGUUGCAGAGGAACCGAAAAAUAUGCGCUAUCCGGGAAGCAAUGGUGAGAACUAUAGCGUCACCCAGAAUCAGGUGUUGCACAUCCAAAAGCAUACUCCGCUGUCUGUACGUACACGUGUCCAUGAUCUCGAGGCUCAUCAAGAGCCACCACGUCGCAGUCUGCAGUCGCAAGCUUCAGCGCAAACGCAGCCAGCCCAGUCCCAAGGACCCGUGUGGACUUCACUAUCCAAGCUGAUUACGCAAACAUCCUUUUCGCGUCGGGACUCCAGCUCAUCGGAAGUGUUUACCACAGCUGUGGAGCAGGUGGAUGAGCGGGAGAAGCGACAUCGACGAAAAACGCAGUCAUGGACGGAAUCGUUUGGACCCAGCGGAGGCAUCAUUCUUGAUGCACCGCUCCAACAAUCCAAUGUGACACCCAGUGCCGUACUUCGCACGCGCGGUCCACGACAGCGUGAACUACCCUCGCGCCAUGCCAGUUGGGGAUCGGGCGACAAUCGCAGCAGUUUGCCGCUGCGUACAAGUUCCUGCAGCUACUAUGAUAGUAAUCGCAACACCACAGCCAUCUUUGAAGGUGAGAUUCAGGAUCUGAAGCGCAGUAGCAGUAGCACCACAGCGAGCAAUUGCAAUACCAGCGAAUCACAGCUGGGCACUGUAAAGCGUACCAAACAGAAAUUGGAGGAAAACACAACCCUCAAGAAACGCUGCCAGGAGAACGAACUAGAUGACCUGGAUACAGCAACAGCGGAAACGACAACGGUAGCGGGUGAGAAAAAGUGUGCCAAUCUGUUUCGAAGUGUAUCCUCGGCGAGCACCACGCGCCAGCGCCAGCCGUUGCGGUGUAACAGCGAAGAGCUAAUGCACACCAGCGAUAUUGAAAACAAAAACACUGCAGCUGAUCUGGUUGUGGUGUUGCGUGCACAAAAUAUUGCUGUGGCCGAGGAUCAGCGCAUUUCGGGCAAUGUGCAAAUACUCAAGCAGAACUUUGAAGCCAAAGCGGGCGUGGUGGGUGUGUCGGGCAUUGGCAGCACAGCUGUCGGCGCUACGAAUGUGACUGCAAUUGUUCCAAGCAAGAAGGCGACACAUCAAUCACUACCCUCCUCGCCGGUUGCGCAGCAUGCCGAUCAUGUGCUGGUGGACAAUGUGGCUGCAAUUACAUCAGCGGCAAAGUCCUCAUCGAGCACAUCGGCCAACUCAUCCGACUCCAGCGUAAGCGAAACUUGUGAUCGUAAUGUAAAAGGUCUAGUGCAUAAAUAUCAAACCACUUCCUGUAGUAACAAUCCUGUUGCGGCAACGCCGAUAGCCACAACACUGCCGCCACCCACCACCAACACAACAGCAACCGCCACCACCACCGCCAAUACAGCCACCACAACCAUCAACAGCACCAUAAGCGUCACUAGCUUCAGGCAACGCCCGCGCUCCUACUACGAUCGAUCGCUGUCAAACAGAGCACACGAUUACAGUGAGAACCGACCGCCGCCCGCACCUGCCCGACACAUUGCCAGCAAUCUAAAUCAGUUACAACUGCAGCAGCACAACACUAUAACUCAUCUGCAGCAAUCUGAACAACAGCAGCAGCAGCAGCAAGUGCAGCAUCGCCGUCUAGCGCAGCAUGGAAAGACCCAUCCACUCACUAGGCUAAGUUUACCAAAGCAAAGCUUCAACACUGCUGCAUACAAUACCAUCCUUUACCGCAUGAUAGCCACGUUUCGCUACUCCUGGGCCGAGUGCAAGAAGUGAGCCACCGAACCUUGAUGUGACACCCCACCUAUAUUUUAUUUCCAAUGUGCUAUCCGCGAAACACACAUUUAAU